AUGCUCCUCGUCUCCGCCGGCUCUAAUGCCCGAGGCCAGUUGGCCACGGGAGAUCAAGAAGAUGCGCAUACCUUUACCAAAUGCUGUUUUGAAGGUUACGCUCCCGGACAGCUCCCGCAAGGCACGCAGACAGUCGUCCAGAUCACCUGCGGCGCGAACCACACCCUACUGCUCUUGGAACGUACGCAGGACACCUCGUCCAGUACCCGGAGGGAGUUGUGGAGCUGCGGAGAUGGAAGUAAGAGCCAGCUAGGUUCCUCCGUCGUAGAGUCGUCCUCCGUAUUCGUGCCUUUGAACCUUGAGCUGCAGAGCCUCGGCCUCGAGGGCUAUACCGUUCAGACGGUGGCAGCCUGUUGGGAGACCUCCUUCGUCGCACUUACGCACCCGGAUCGCAGCGACGUAUUGCUGUCCAUGGGCUCCGACGAUUUCGGGAACCUGGGCAUCGGGGGAACGAAGGGCAAGAGCACGCGGUGCAUACACAGGGUCCCGUUUGGCGGUGAAUGCUUAGGGACCGAUGAUCCCUGCACCAUUCGUGUCCUAUCGCUCGCCGCUGGGCCACACCAUGUCGCCAUACGGCUAUCUGCCAAGCUGGCGGGCCGGUCAGUGCAAGAACGCCUCGUAGGAUGGGGUACAUCCAGGCACGGACAGUUAGGCGACCUGAAGAUUACUCGCAUGGGACGGCCCGUUCCUUUCGUUGACUCCCCGUGGCCUGUCGCGUUACCCGUCGGCAAUACGCUAAAAGAGUUCUCCCUAGGAAACCAGCACAGCGUCUUCUUGCUAUCGUCUGGACGCCUCUAUGGCAUCGGUUCGAACCGACGGGGACAGCUAAAUGAAAUUGACCAGCACAAGGACGUGUCGUCCGUGAGCUGCACCUGGAACGGAACCUACGUUGUCAUGCGUCAGAACAGUACCUGGACAAUCCUGUCCCUAGGUGCUUCCCACAAGGGUCAGCUCGGUCGACAGAUCCCUAAUGAACCAGAUCACACCACAGGUAUUGCACCCGCGCCUGUCGAGUUCCCCUUCGGGGCAGACACCCGGGAGCUGAUCAAGGUCGCCUGUGGUAGCGAGCAUGUACUCUGUCUGUUUUCACUUCGAGACGCGCUACCCGGGGACACCGCAUCAUCGCAGCGAGAAGUCUGGGCUUGGGGAUGGAACGAGCAUGGUACGCUCGGCGAUGGAACUACAGAAGAUAGAAAUUUCCCUCAAAAAGUGUGGCCACCUGACGAGAGCUCGCGGCGGGCUGUCGACAUCUCCGCAGGCUGCGGGAACAGCUGGAUCGUUCUCGAAGGCUAGAUAACCCCUCAACAUGAUUAUGUACAGUAAGGUUCGCGUUAAUUGAAUGUACAUCUGCCACAGGAAUAAUGAACGUGUGUGCUAGGCAUCGCUUCGUGCAAUUACGAGAGGAUAUAAGGUUGUUCCAAGGGCUCCAAGUGAAUGUAUCGAGAGAUGUACAUUUGUGGCCAUGGGUGUAGAGUUGUGGAGAUUCCCGGGGAGACAGAGACUCUGGGUUUGACUACUUGAGCGAAUACUGGAACGUCAGCAAGAGCGAUGCACCGAGGACGACGUCAGGGGCGAACUUGGAGCUGUACUCAGGUGGAAUAACGACGGCAGAGAAGUCCGCGGGCGGGCGAAGUGCAGGCGAGACCUUCUUGGACUUGAUGCUUGAAGUCUCAGUUUCGAUGUCAACAAGCGUUCGAUCCGACUCAAUGCUGUCGUUUCCACCCUCAAACUCCUUAGACACUCCCAAGUUGUCGCUAUCGGGAUCUAUCCGCUGGCGUUUUGCGACACGAGCACAAGCCCACUCCAGAAUCGGUUUUCGCGUAGAAGGAUCGCCACGCCGGUUCUCUUUGUCGGCCCCAGAAACAGCAGAGAAUCUCUUAGCGAGAGGACUAGGCAUCGUAGAAGUGGCGACGGAGUUGGGUUGGGUUGACGGUGUAGAGGGCAAAUAUUCCCAGAGUUCGCGUUUCAGGGAACGAGAGGUCGGCUGAGGGGUCUUCUCCCGCAGGGAAGACAGAGAGACAGAGGAGACAACAGAGGGCUGGCGUGAAGAGGUAGGAGCAUUGCGGCGCGAAGUAUUGCCAAGAGGCUGGCGGGACAUGAGCUGAGGAGCAGCCGUUACCACCAUCGAGUUCUUCUUGGACAGCUGGCGGCGGUUCUGAAACCAGACGGUCACGGUUCUCGUAUCCCUGUAAAGCUAUGAGUCGAACUCCACAGCGAACGGUUGGGCGGGAUACAAACAUUCCAACCUCUCCACCCAGAGCCUGUUUCUGCUCUCGGGUUGGAUGGGUAUCCUGUUGGUACAGCGUCUCCAAGCGCUCUAGCUGCUUGUCGGUCAUGCGAUGGCGAGGCUUCUUAUCUUUGUGGUCUCUGUCCGAGUACGGCGUCCCAGUCCUCGAUGAACGGUUCGACGUCGUUCCGGCCUGCUUCCUAGCGAGAGCGGCAGGACGCGCGACACUGGGAUCUUGCAGGUCAGCAACACGCGAUGAACGAGUGGCACGCGCAGGAGGGCGCAUCUUGAGUGUUUCCUAGGGUAAGGAGCGUGAGGUUUGUGUUGAAGCUGACCUGACCUAUGCGUCGAUUACGCAGAACCGUAACCGUAGAGACCUCGACGGCGUUGAACGAA
Molecule: messenger RNA, 2623 nt
Organism: Phanerochaete carnosa HHB-10118-sp
Lineage: Eukaryota; Fungi; Basidiomycota; Agaricomycetes; Polyporales; Phanerochaetaceae
Exons: 1
Coding region: 1-1293 (430 amino acids)
Source: RefSeq, a predicted model, not a curated record